Messenger RNA from Sinocyclocheilus grahami, 2249 nucleotides. Its product is annotated as polypeptide N-acetylgalactosaminyltransferase 18-like. Gene Ontology annotation, biological process: protein O-linked glycosylation. The transcript is spliced from 9 exons. Gene Ontology annotation, molecular function: polypeptide N-acetylgalactosaminyltransferase activity. The record is from RefSeq and is a predicted model, not a curated record. Lineage: Eukaryota; Metazoa; Chordata; Actinopteri; Cypriniformes; Cyprinidae. Gene Ontology annotation, cellular component: Golgi apparatus. Bases 127 to 1713 code for a protein of 528 amino acids.
UGGCAGAAUGAAGCGCGGACUGUAGUGUUUGCGUCAGGCGCGUUAUUCUCCAUCGGAGUACAUACAGAGUUGAGGACAGGCGCACUUGUCCGCUGUGUCUCGGACUCUAUAUGGAGGGAUGUCGGAAUGGCUUGCACCAGGAGAACCAAAACUUUGGUGUCUACGUGUGUGAUACUAAGUGGCAUGACCAACAUAGUGUGUCUUUUGUACGUCGGAUGGGUGACUAAUUACAUUGCUAAUGUGUACAUCAAAGUGCCGAUGCCUGUCCCAGCCCAAAAGUUGGAGGGCGACCGGAAAGGAGAAACUCUGCGGAUUAUAGAGCGACUGGAUCGGCUGGAGAAUGUGGUUAAUCAGCACAUACAAGAGUCCCCGCUGAAAGGAGAUGACAAUCAGCUAGAUCGAUCUUUUUCCGACUCGUCCUUGUUCAACCACUGGGGCCAGGAUCUGGGGCCAGAGAGCCGCAGAGCGGCCCUCAAGAUGUUUCAGUAUUACGGCUACAACGGUUACCUCAGCGACCGCCUCUCCAUGGACAGACCCAUCCCAGACUACAGACCUGAAGGGUGCAAAAACAUGUCUUACCCGUCCAACCUUCCGCAGGUUAGUAUAGUCUUCAUCUUUGUGAACGAGGCACUCUCAGUCAUUCUGCGCUCCAUACAUUCGGCAAUGAACAGAACCCCACGCCACCUACUCAAAGAGAUCAUACUGGUAGAUGACAACAAUGAGUUAAAGGAGAAAUUACAGGACUUUGUCAAGGAGACCAACGCCAAGAAGCCCAGUUUCAUUAAAAUGGUGCGACACAGUAAGCAGGAGGGGCUGAUCCGCUCACGUGUGAGUGGCUGGGGAGCUGCCUCUGCCCCUGUGGUGGCCCUGUUUGACGCCCACGUAGAGUUCAACACUGGCUGGGCUGAGCCUAUUCUCCAAAGGAUCAAAGAAGACAGAACCAGAAUUAUAUCUCCAUCUUUUGACAACAUCAAAUACGACACAUUUGAGAUUGAGGAGUACCCACUCUCCGCUCAGGGCUUUGACUGGGAACUGUGGUGCCGGUAUCUGAACCCACCAAAAUCCUGGUGGAACUUGAAAAACAGCUCUGCUCCAAUCAGGAGUCCGGCCCUGAUUGGCUGCUUUGUGGUGGACAGGGAGUACUUUGCAGAGAUCGGUCUGCUGGAUGAAGGCAUGGAGAUUUACGGAGGAGAGAAUGUGGAGCUGGGCGUGAGGGUGUGGCAGUGUGGAGGAAGUGUGGAGGUGUUGCCCUGUGCCCGUAUCGCCCAUAUUGAGCGCGCCCACAAACCCUACACCGAGGAUCUCACUGCCCAUGUGCGCAGAAAUGCUCUGAGAGUGGCUGAAGUGUGGAUGGAUGAGUUUAAAAGCCACGUCUACAUGGCCUGGAACAUUCCACAAGAGAAUGUAUACUACACCAGCACUCAGCAGUUAUUCGUGGGCAUCUUGAGCCCCACCAUUGACGAUGAUGACAACAAGUGCCUGGUUGAUGUGAACGGCCGACCACGGCUCACUGAGUGCAGCUAUGCAGUGGCUAAACGCAUGAAGCUCCACUGGCAUUUUACUCAGGGAGGCUCCAUCCAGAAUACAAAGUCAAAGCGAUGCCUUGAACUCAUGAAGAACAAUGACAAUGAGUUUGGAUAUCAGCUGAUGCUCCAAAAAUGCACUGGCCAGAACUGGAUCAUAACCAAUAUGAUGCCUGGUAGCACCUUAUGAUGUUACCGUUGAGACUGAAGAAUAUGUGGAUCUGGGUGGACUGCAAUGACGAAUGAUGACAAGCUCAAGCACCUGGAUGUCUCUGACUUUGACAUCAUAUGAUAAAUGUUAAACAUUUUUCCUAGCUACUAUACUUGUGCAUACUGAUAAGCCACAUUUGGCAGAUAUUGCAUUGUGUGUUUAUGAGGUUCUACACUGUACUGAGAUUUAUUUUGUGCAAGGUAUACUUGGUUUUGUCUUGACUUGAAGGUUGUACCGGCUCCAAUGCACACACUGAAGCCAUACUUGCUACUAUGUAGCAAAGCUUUGGCAACAUUCUUGCUGUAUUUCUUUCUAGUGUCUCAGGUUUGUAGGUUGAGAUUAUUUUGAAAUAACUCUGUACAUUUUUGGGACAUGCCAAUAUGUUGGAACAUAUCUAGAUUCAAUCAACUGUUUUAUAUCAACAUGUAUAGUAAAUAUUCUUGGUAUUUAUAAUUAAUGGCAGUAAAAACAACAAAUGCUAAGGCAAUUUGUGAGUUCUGCUGAUCUAAAUUUUU